AUGCGCCAUGGUCGGAGACGCACAUGGCGAGGACUUGCCGUCGCGCCCUUGGUGUUGACGCCGGCGUACGGCAACCCGUCCUGCUCGGUCGUUGGCCAAGCGUACCAGGAUGCAGCGCCUCCUGUGACCGGCCUGCCCAAUGGCGCCUUCCUGACCGACGCAACUCAGUGUCAGUCUUUGUGCGCGAGCAAUCCCUCCUGCCAGCACUUUACUUGGUUCACCGAUAACCACGGCUGCUGGCUGGGCCUCGAUGGCCAGGAAGGCCUCGUGCUGGCUCCCCAUGCGGUCUCCGGCCCGAAGCGGUGCGCUGCGCCCACCUCGGCCCCCGUGGUCGUCGGGCCUCCGUCCACGAGUUCGGUGCCCCUGGCGCUGCCGGUGCCUUCUCUGACGUCGCCGCCGCUCCCGAAAGCCCCUUCAGGAGGUGAAACCGGCAGGGGCCCUUCGGGUGGCGGUCCGGCAGGGUGGCUGCUGGCGGUAUUGGCUUGCGGCCUCCUCCUCUUCGCUGGCUUCAUGGCCAAGAACUUCCUCUGCCGGCCCUCCAAGCCAAAGGAAAGCGCGAGGAAGCGGCACAUGAGGCGGACUCAGGGCAUGGCGCCUGUGGAGCAGGAAGAGGAGGAGGAGGAGAUGGACGUGGAGAAGCCAAUGAUGCCAUGGGAACAGCGUGCCCAGGCAGCGCGCACGGGCUCCUCCUCCAACUUCCCGGCCUCGACUACCGGCGGCUUCGCUCGCCUACCCAUGGAGGACAUGACCAUGCAGGUGCCGACGCAGGACUCGGGACUGAGGGCGCCCAACUUCCCGCAAGCGCCCGGGGGACAACUUGGCCCGUCGUCAACUUGGCUGAACUCACUUCCCGCCACCAAUCGCUUUGUGCCGGCGACGCACUGA
Molecule: messenger RNA, 885 nt
Organism: Symbiodinium natans
Lineage: Eukaryota; Dinophyceae; Suessiales; Symbiodiniaceae
Source: the annotation of a GenBank genome assembly